AUGUCACUACUCAAAAGCAGUGUCGCGACGUUUCUCCAAUUCCCAAAGAAAGUGUACCAAACCUUUACGUCUAAUAUGAUCAACUUUCUAACACUCUGGAUGGUCUCUUUUGGCUUUAUUACUACCGUCUGGGCUAACAACACCAAAGUCACAUGGAUGUGUUACCCUUGGCACGCUGGCCUUGUCAUCUUUGGUAUCCUCUACAAUGUUAGACCACACUUCCUCGAGAGAUUUGUCGACUUCUUUAAGUUGUUCCAUUUGUUCUUACUGACACUUGGCCUUGCUUUCAAUUUCAUAUCAACGACGGAGUUGAUUAAAGUCAUUAGAAGUAGCUUGUACGACGAGUACUUACUCGACUCUGAUAAAUUCCUCUUCCCACGAUUCCCACAAGGCACACUCUCACUCUUUGUCGACCAAAGUAGCUUUUUUAAUCCAACCACAUUCAGUGGGAAGAUGCUCAAUGAGUACUUUGAACUAAUUUAUAUAACCUUCUAUGUGUGGGGGUAUUUGUCCUUAGGGGUUUGUGCUUUGGAAAUAGUUCUUGAAGCAAGGAAAGAGCGUCUUGGGUUGAAAGACUCUUUAAACAAUCCAUCUAAAGUGAAGAGGUAUGUUGAUAUUGAGUAUUUAGUCAUGUGUUGGACUUCGACGUUCUCUAUUAUAUUCUUGAUCAACAUUUUCGUCCCAGGGAAGAGCCCAAGAAUAUAUUUGAAGGAUGAGUACACCACAGAAAUCACUGGGUUUGGGUUUACAAAGUAUUGGAGAGGUACAGUCGACAGAGAUGAUUCAUCGGGAACUUUCCCAAGUGGACACGUCGGCGAGACUAUUGCAACCGCCUUUGGUAUUUAUUACUCACACAAAACACUUGGUAAAAUGGUCUUUGUUAUGGGAUCUUUAAUUGCUUUAGCAACGGCUUGGAACCGUUAUCACUAUAUAUCAGACUUAUUAAUGGGGGCUAUCUGUGCAAUGUUUGGAUAUCUCAUGGCAAACAUCCACCUCCAGAGAUGCAAGAGAGCAAAGGGUAUUUAA
Molecule: messenger RNA, 1026 nt
Organism: Entamoeba invadens IP1
Lineage: Eukaryota; Evosea; Mastigamoebida; Endamoebidae
Exons: 1
Coding region: 1-1026 (341 amino acids)
Source: RefSeq, a predicted model, not a curated record